AUUUCCCAUCAACGGCUACGAUACUUUACAAUAGCUCACCCACAACCUCACUACCCCACUAUAUACAUACACCAAACCCCCAUAUCCCAUCAUUCACACACUAUCUUCAUCUCUUCACAAAUCACAGGUGAUUUGAAGAAAUUUGAGAAUGUCGGGACGUGGAAAGGGAGGAAAGGGAUUGGGGAAAGGAGGAGCAAAACGACACCGUAAAGUUCUCCGUGACAACAUUCAGGGAAUCACGAAGCCUGCGAUCCGGCGUUUGGCGAGAAGGGGUGGAGUGAAGCGUAUCAGCGGGUUGAUCUACGAGGAGACUCGUGGAGUGUUGAAGAUCUUUUUGGAAAAUGUGAUCAGAGAUGCGGUUACUUACACGGAGCAUGCUCGUAGGAAGACUGUGACUGCUAUGGAUGUGGUGUAUGCGUUGAAGAGACAAGGUCGUACUCUGUAUGGGUUUGGGGGUUAGGGUUUUGAGUUUGGGAAGUCUUGACGGGUCGGGUUAUGUCGGGUCAAAAAUUAGAUAGUUGUGGGGUGUUAGGUUAGGGUUUUGAUUGCUAGUUGUUGAAAUGAAAUGUGGUUAAUAGCGUGUAUGUUUUCUAUUAAGAAGUAAUGAAGUGGUUUUUGGCUAGUCUCUGGCUUUUUAUUAA
Helianthus annuus (common sunflower) is the source of this 641-nucleotide messenger RNA. RefSeq names its product histone H4. The record is from RefSeq and is a predicted model, not a curated record. The coding region runs from base 149 to 460 and encodes 103 amino acids. Gene Ontology annotation, biological process: nucleosome assembly. Gene Ontology annotation, molecular function: DNA binding; structural constituent of chromatin; protein heterodimerization activity. The transcript has 2 exons. Gene Ontology annotation, cellular component: nucleosome. Lineage: Eukaryota; Viridiplantae; Streptophyta; Magnoliopsida; Asterales; Asteraceae.